AAGUAAAUAAAUUAAAAAUGCGAAAAUAAAUCAUAAAUUAUACACGUUUCCGCCACUUCCUAAAAUUUCUAUAAAAAUAAUAAUAAAUGGGAGGAAAGAGAUAAACGCAUGCUUUGAUGUAAAGAGGGAAACUGUUUUGACUAGGCAUUUACUUUACAUUUAAUUUUAAAACUAUUUAUCAAAGAACUCCUAAAAUUCGAAAGGGAUAUAAUUUUGAAACUAAAUAAAAUGGCCAAUACAGACGACUUCAAGUUUGUGUCACACAAAAAGAAUAGAAAGAAAUUUAACAGCCAUCUCAGGCCUCCGACAAGUAAACCGAAAGUUGACUUUGAUGAAAGCAGAAAUGAGAACUUUGAUCUUCAAAGAUUUUCAAAACAACUUAAUGCUUGCAUGUAAGCGUAAGAAUGAAGUAUUAAUAAUUUAGUUAUAGUUAUAACAUAUAUCUGAAUUAGUUAAUAUUCAAUCACUAUCUGAAUGAAUGAGUAUGACUCCGCUCCUUGUCCUAGUCCAGUCUAAGCCUUAAACUUAAAUCUUACUUUUUAAGGCUGGUUAAAACAUACACUUUAUAGGUGUACCUAGCAAAAUCUUUGGCUGUGGCCUGCUACACCAUGACCAUAGCAGUAUGUGCAGAAAAACCAUGGUCUCAGCCAGUCUUUAAAACUUUGCCCUAGGGCCCUAGUCUAACACUACUAACAGGUACUUGUAAAAUUAAUGUUUAUAUUUAUACUAUACUAUGCUCUUGUUAAAAGAAAUAUUUAAAACAAAUUAUCAUAGAAUAAAAUUAUCAAGAAUAAACAAAAGUAUGAUUUUGUAUUUUUAUUAUUAUUAUGCGCAGGGCUUUAGUCCUGCAGCAACGCAUGUUAUGCCGAAUGACGUUACUGUAACUGUAAUAAUUUUUUGCCGUCUGCUAAGAAAUAUAUAUUAUUUUAUAAGUAUUGGGUAAGUUCCACACUUUUGUGGCAAGGUACUUCAAAGUACUUGUAAAGAGCAAAGCAUUUCUUAGUAUUUUAUUGGUUGUAUCUGGCCCUUUUGUAAGUAUAACUAUAACACAUUUUAUAUCUUAACUUGUGGCGUACCCCCCAGAGGGAAGCAAUUUGUAGAUUAUUGGCAUAAUAAGUUUUAAAAAAUUAUUUGACAUUUAUUGUUAUUAUUUAUAUUAUACAGUGGUACCUCGUGCUACGAACUUAAAUCAUUCCAGAACUCGGUUCGUAACCCGAAACAUUGAAAUCAAUGAAACAGACAAUCCAUUUCUGGAUGAAAGAAUCAUUCUUUUUUAUUAACAUUGGUAGUUCACAUGAUGAAAUGCAAAGAAUGCGUGAACUUCACGUAUUAAAUAAAUAGAAAGAAAACAACCAAUUAAAUUAAAUGUAAAAUAAAAAAGAUUUUGUCUAUGUUUCUUACCAAGAAAAUAAUCUUUGGAAAUUGGUCCCUUUCUUUGCUAUUCUGAAUCAUUAGUUUUAGGACUUUCUUGGCAGCCAACUGGGAAUCUUUCUGCACCAAGAAACUAUCGAGGAAAAUGUAAACCUCCCUCCCUCUCUCUCCCUCUCUCUCACACACACCUUAGUUCAUAACCUGAGGCACUGUUCAUUAUCCGAGACAAAAUAUUUUCAAAGCUUUUGCUCGUAACCCGAAUUGUUCGUGACCUGAGGCGUUCGUAACCCAAAGUACCACUGUAUUAUGCAUUCAAAUUUAUUUCUAAAGAUUUACAUAUAAAUAAUAUGAAAAAUAAUCUUGAAUUAUAAUUGAUGGGCAAAACUGGAUUUGGUGCAAAAAUGACUAAUUUUUUUGUUAUGGAGAAAUCUACUUUUAUUAUAUACGUGAUAUCUAUACAUUUUAUACUAAAUUUUUUUUUUAGGUUAGAGAUUACAGAGUCUGAUUUUUUUAGGGAAUCCUUUCGUAUGUAUCUUUUUUAACUCUAACAAUUAAAAAGAUUUGACAUUAUAAUAAAUUACAAUAAAAUGCUACAUACUUAAGCCUACUAUAAAUGUCCUGCGCUAGCGCUAGCCGGUUUGAAUUUUUAUCCCAGUUUGGUAAAAUUUAUCGUGCCCUGUCUAUCUUAGAUAUAAUCAUACACAUUAUUAAUAUCGGAACAUGGUUAGUGUCCAAUUUCAAAUUUCAUUUAUUUAAAAACUGUCAUGUUUUAAGUUUGUAUAAGUAUAAGUCAGCAUGAAGUUAUUAAUGAACAAUUCCAGUAGUAAAUGAUAGGCCUCUUUCAAUGAGGCCUGACCCAAAAUAAUGUUCUGCCUCCAGUCAGUAAUCCUCUCAUUACUAUAAAUAAUUUCUCAUUGCUAAGCUUGUCAUAAAUUCUGCUCCAAAAACAUACAUUUUUUAGAAAGUAGAUUAAACUGAAGUGAGAAAUAGGAAAUUCUGAAUGGUCCUGCUCUCUCCAAAUACUCAAUAAACACAAUAUGACUUUUAAAACUUUGGCUGAUACCCAGCGUUGUUCCUUGACUAAAUGCUACCUGGGGAACAGUCCACAAAAAUUGCGCCCCUACACACAAAUCUAUUAUAUAAUGUCGGUUAUGUAAUUAACAUGGGCAGAAGUGCCACCCAGGGCAUUGGUCCCCUUUGUCAAUCUUGAGUAUGUCACUGGUCCCCCACACACAAAUCUAUUAUAUAAUGUCGGUUAUGUAAUUAACAUGGGCAGAAGUGCCACCCAGGGCAUUGGUCCCCUUUGUCAAUCUUGAGUAUGUCACUGGUCCCCCACACACAAAUCUAUUAUAUAAUGUCGGUUAUGUAAUUAACAUGGGCAGAAGUGCCACCCAGGGCUUUGGCCCCCUUUGUCAAUCUUGAGUAUGUCACUGGUCACCCACACACACAUCUAUUAUAUAAUGUCGAUACAUCAAUCAAUUAACAUGGGCAAAAGUGCUACCCUGGGAGAUCAUCCCCUUUUCAGUCCCGAGUAUGUUACUGGUCCCGGUUUCAAGCCGUAAAAUUAUGGUUAGCCUAUUCAUGUUUAUUAUGCUCAUAUCAACUACUGGUAACUUUAAAAUAUGAUAGUGACAGGAAAAGAUAUGUACAGAAUUUUUCUGUGUGCAAAUUGUAAGUCAAAUCAAGUUUAUACAAUAAAUAUAUAAAUGAAGAUAUACUAUUGCAAUAAAAAAACAAACUAUUAUUGCAUGCAUGAUGAUGAUGAUUGAGUCCUUUUAUAGUGCUUGUGUUUAUGCUAUGUUAGCAUGCUCACAGUGCUCUAAUUCUAAUGUCCUAAAAUCUAUAUAAAGAAAAAAAGUCUUUAGAUUUAGAUGGUUCUUUGAUGACUUUUUAUCAUUUUCAAUUUCCCUCAAAGAUCGAGGCAAACUAUUCAAAUAAUAAAUUUUAAAAAAUUGCUUAGCCUAGCCCGGGGGAGCCAAAGUGUCUGGCACUCAUGGGUGUAUAUAUGAAAUAAUAAAUGAUGUCUGCAAUGUAUGAUGUUGGGGAAAAGGGGGGGGGGGGAGGGUGCACUUUUGAGAUUUUGCCUCAGGCAGCAUUUAGUCAAGGUAAGCAAGUUUAUUGUUCUGUUUAUGCUUAAAUAUUAUUGUUUUGUUUUCAGAUAUUAUAAGCGCUGCCCUUACAGAUGUUAUAAAAGCAUAUAAUAUAACCAAUUUAUCACGUAUGUUCCGGUACAUUUUAAUACUUUUAUUAUGUACAUUAUCUUCUGAUUAUACUAUAGUUAAUGGAAGAUAACUGCAUUAUGCAAUUUUUUAAAAAAGAUUUUGAAAAUUAAUGUUAAUUAUGACCUAUUUAUUGAAUGGAAAGAAUAUUGUAACAUUGCUAGCGAAAUAACAGCUAAAAAAGAAGAUAUAUUCAGUUCAGCUGAAUUUUGAAAAAUUUAGCCCCCACAAUCAGUCAUCAAUGAGAGAUGACCAACUGAUAUCCUCACACAUAUUUAUCAUAAAAUCAUUGACAGAUAGCCAAGUUACCUCUCAGAGUGUUGAGGAUGGCAUCAUUUCCCCUGUGGCCUCAUCCAGUCUUGGAGGCCAUCUAGGCUCAUUAAGCCAUGGAAUAGCAACAACAGAAUCAGGCAUACACUUACUAAGCUAUGGCGUUGGGAGUUUCAGCUCUUGC
Lymnaea stagnalis (great pond snail) is the source of this 4044-nucleotide messenger RNA. The record is from the annotation of a GenBank genome assembly. NCBI's taxonomy places the organism in Eukaryota, Metazoa, Mollusca, Gastropoda, Lymnaeidae.